GCUCGAGCCCGGCGAGGCAGUCCGCGUCGAACACGAACGUUCACGUGCAGCGACCAGAAGUUCCUGAUCCUCCGGAUCUAACAUAUUCCAGGCCAGAGGCCGCCGAUGGCAGAGCGAUGCGCUGGGCUGGCCUCCUCUGCGGGGCCGUGCCGCUCGCCUGCGUCGGGGCGGUCUGCCGGCGCGGCUCGGGUGCGCAGGGCGUUUGCGCCGCGCAGUGCGGUGCGGGGGCUUGCAAGGCGGAGGUCUCUCAACUACUCCAGGAGUUUGGCCUGCCCGACAGCCCGGCCCGGAGCGCGGGCGAGCUGACGCAGGACCACAAGGCGACGGAGGUCGGAGCUCGCGCGACACCGGGCAUGACCAACCCUUCGUCCAAGUUCUCGAUCCGCGAAGCGAUUCUCCAGAGGCACGCGCCGGAGCCGACCGACUACAAGGGCUUCGGGAAGUACUUGGCCCUGACGUACCAACAGGUCCUGAGCCAGUGCCCCUCCUACGCGGCCUGGCGUCAGGUAGAAGGGGGCACCGUGGGCAGCUGGGAGCUGGCCAGGUUUGUCUCGCGGCUCAACAAGCAGGAGGUUCUCCGAGUCAGGGAGGAGAUGGCCAGGGGCCCCUGGGAGGCCCCGACGGGGCCGCAGAAGCCGCGAGGGGGCGCGAGGUCAUCCCGCCGAAGGGCGAUGGACGUGACGAUGGAGGGCGAGCUCGGGGAGCAGGACAGGCUGGAAGCCGCAGCCCAGGAGGAGAAUAACACGAUGCAGUUCGCCCAGCAGCAGAUGCUGACCACAUUGAGCCAGCUCAACCAGCGACUGGAGAAGCUCGAGGGACAGCCGAGUUUCACGAGCGCCAACGGUUUGAACCACACGAAGGAGCUGGAUCCCAGGAAGCAACGCUGGCUUUCGAAGUGCGUCGAGGAGAAUUGCCACGCGGAGGACUUCGACGCGCUGCUAUCCCAUGGGGGGAUCAAGCUCACGCAGGUGGCGCGCCGACGGGCCUCCAUUCUGAGCACCAAGAUGGCGGAGAAGUCUGGAGAAGAUGCAGUCCGGCGAGUCAGUGCCUGGAAUGGCCUCAAACUCGGGACACUUGCUCGGACACAUAAGGCCAGGAAUGCACGUGAUGAGGCUGAGCCUGACCACCUGUGGGUCAGCAUGCGGCGUGGGCCCCUGUCGAACCUCGCCCUCGGCUUCGACGGCGCCAACCCUCUGAGGGCCGAGGCCGCUAGGAAGCGCAGGCUCAAGUCGAUCAAGGAAUAUCAGGCCGCGGUGCAGCUGGUGCACGACCAGGUGGCGCAUGGGAAGCACGCGCGCUGGGAGUGGCCCAUCAAGGGCGAUGGCUGGGGCCGCAGGAUAAUCAGGCAGAUGAUCGAGGACUGCUCGACGAGGGCGGUCAAGGUCGCCGGGGGCCAACUCGGGGUGAAGAACGAGAAUGGCCAGCCUCUGGUCAAGGAGUGGCUGAUCGCCGCUGCAUCCCCGAAGAUGCCGGCUAGGAUGGCCUUGCAGUGUCUCGGAGGCCACCGGCGCGGCGAGCUCACCGGAGGCGGCCUCGCAGCAGCCACGGGGUAUUACACGGGCGAGUUCGCGAAGAGGGCAGUCCGGGCGAUGAUCGAGGAGGCUCCCCAAGACUACCGCGAGUUCUUGAGGUGCCUGGCGGAACUCGAGGCGCUGGAUGGACAGGCGCUAGCCGCUGGGAGAGAAGAGACGUCGACAGGCGCGGGCCCGAGCUCGAAGGAGUACGAGCAGACCAUGCGCUGGCCGACCUUUGUACACCGGGGCUCAGGCCGCAGCUCCAAGACCGUUAUGCCGAGCGCGCUCAGGCGGAAGGGCGCGAGCCAACUGGUGCUGCAGGUGGCCUGGGACUUUCGCCAUGGCGCGUGCGCGGAGGCCGAGCAGCACCGCCCCGCGCGCCCGCCAGUCAGCCUCGAGGUCACCCCCCCGAAGUGGAAGCACAUCCAGUUCGACCAGUUCGAGUGGGGGCACCCCCACAAGAAGAUGAAGUCAAAGUUCUCGCAAUUCACCGGCGAGAGCUGCAGAGUGCGGGUCAGCAAGCUGCUCUGCCAUAUGGUUGGUCAGGACCGGCACCGCAAGCCGGUGCGGGCCGACCUUCAGGACUUCUACGAGAAGCGCUGGCUGCCGCAUUUUGGCAAACCACAGAAGACGAAGGUGGGCCCUGAAGGGGCGCCCGACUUGGACGGCCACGUCUUCGAGAGCGACUUCGACGAGCUGCCCUGCGUCGAGGCUCGGCGCGUCGACAAGGUACGCGGCGAGAACUACGCGAGGAUGUACGCGGCAGGGCAGGAAUACCUGUGGCAGGUCCACAUGCGGCGCAUCAGCCGGGCCGAGAACGCGAAUGACCAGGCGCGAAAGUCCGCGGCGCCAGGCAUGUGGGCGCGCUACUUCCGCAAGGAGAAGGGCGAGACCAAGGGCCGCUUCAAGGGGCUCGCGAGGGUGUUCGCCACAGAGACUGAACGCCCUAUGGGCGACGAUUUGGGACAGAGUGAGGCACUGCGCCCGGGGCGCCCUGGGACAGCGGUCUGGCUGGAUCGGGCAGGGUGGAUCAUCGAGGUGGACCUGCCCCAAAUCCGAGCCGCCUCUGCCCGAGAGAUCGCGUGCGCCGAGCUCAUGGGAGGCAAGGGUGCCCCCUGGGCCAUCAACGCCUUCAUGGGCCCGGCGAUGCGACAGGAGUACCUGGACUUCACCAGGCACGACCCCACGGAGCACGACGUGGAGUUCGCAACUUGGGAAGGAGUUGCUGAUCCAGCACCGCUUCUGAAGAGAGCUCGCACGACUGAGCUAGCCGACGACAAGGGCCCCCAGGUGACCCGGAGGGGCCGGCCUGGCCCCCCCGUGCGGAAGCAGAUCCAUAAGAAGGGGCAGCCCCUUGGAGGCGCUGCAGACCGGGCCAGGACGUCAAGGACAGCGGCCGCUGAGAAGAACCUGGAAGAGCAGGCUGCGCCCAUGGCCAAGGCGACCCCUGAUGCCCGUGCCUUCUGGGCACGGAAGGGAACAUCCUUGGAGGUCUCGAUGGGGCCCCCGGUCGCGGGCAAGGCCUUGAGGCAGGCCACCGGGCACAUGAGCACCUACAUGGCAAGCCAGCUGAGGAAGGGGAAGCGCGAGAUCUCAGAGCGAACCCUCGCCCAGGACGAGUUGGACAAGUUCAACAGGGAGGUCAUGCGUAUGAGGUGGAUCCUGGAGUGGAAGAUCGACGAGAGCACAGGCGACAAGAAAGCGAAGGUGCGGAUCGUGGUCGCGGGCUACAUGGGCCCCGAGUGCGAGCACCGGCCGGCCGCAGCUCCCGCGAUAACACGCACUGCCAGGCACAUGUUGCUGCAGAUGAUGGCGUGGCUAGGCUUCAAGAGGCCGCGCACGGGCGCGUCGAGGCAGCGAUUGAGCGGUUGGUUCAUGACCGUGAGCGAAGCGCUCGAAGAGUUCGGCUGGACCCAGACGAAGAUGGGAUUCAUUGACCCAGAGGUGCUUGACGAGCUGGCCGUAGCGAAGGGUGACCUCGACAUCGCGGCGGUCGCCGGGUCGCACGUGGAUGACUUCUUAUUGGGCGACAAGGAGCUUGUGAAGACCAUUGAGAAGGCCUUCCCGACCCCCGAGCGCAAGAGGAACAAGGACGCGGGGACCGCCGACAAGGAGCAGGGUCAGCUCAGAGCAAUCUUGGGCGCCGUCGGCUGGCACUCCGAGCAGUCUGGCCCAGUGCGCCCGGCUGACGCAAGCCUGCUGUUGAGCAAGAUCCCCUCGCCAACGGCGCAGACCGUCAACGAGACGAACUGGCUGGUCGACCGGGCGCGAGAAUGCGCGGAGCUGCCAGCGGUGAUCCACAGCCACUCUCAGGCCCAGUCGAACCGGCCCGACGGGAAGUCCACCAAGGGCCCGAUUGCAGGUGUGGCCCCGCUGAAGAUCUCGAAGGGUGACGAGACCGACGUGGGCCUGGCGUCGUGGAACGAGACACGGUUCGCUGUGGAUGCGGAGGACGAGCUGUUCGGCAUCAAGCUGCGGCGCCUCGAGAUGCUCGGCAACUCCAUCGACCGGCGCAACCCGGAGGAUGCGCUUGCCAAGCUGCCAGGGGCUGCUGCGGUGGAUGCCAAGGGCCUGUGCGACAAGCCCCAAACUACAGUCUACACCUUCCGCGGCAGGGAGAAGCGGACCGACGUGGAGGCGAUGGCUUGGAAGGAGGGAACCCAGGCCGCCAACAACUGGAUGCUCUGGGCCCACGGCGAUGCUCAACUAGCAGACUCACUGACCAAGGGGCGCGAGCCAGGACAGCUAAGGAUGCACUUCAACAGCGGCCACCGCUGGAAGCUGGUCUACGACGCCAAGUACCAGAGCGCACGUAAACGGAAAGCAGCAGGGAUCCUUCCAUUCGAGAAUGUCCCACUGGAGGUCUUGAGGAGCUCGGGGUCAUCGAGGGGGCCAGCCUCUGGAGCAGGUAAUCUGGAGAUUCCUGAUUACGAGCCCCUCUCGAGUGAUGAGACAGACGAAGGUAGCAGGCUCAGCUUGGAGGGCCCUUAUCCGUGCAGAUCUGGUUCUGAGCAAGCCUGA
Molecule: messenger RNA, 4535 nt
Organism: Prorocentrum cordatum
Lineage: Eukaryota; Dinophyceae; Prorocentrales; Prorocentraceae
Source: the annotation of a GenBank genome assembly